CUCUCUCUCUCCUCUCUCCCACUCUCUCUCCUCUCUCUCCUCUCUCCCACUCUCUCUCCUCUCUCCCACUCUCUCUCCUCUCUCCCACUCUCUCUCCUCUCUCCAACUCUCUCCUCUCUCCCACUCUCUCUCUCCUCUCCUCUCUCUCCUCUCUCCAACUCUCUCUCCUCUCCUCUCCUCUCUCUCCUCUCUCCCACUCUCUCUCUCCUCUCCUCUCUCUCUCUCUCUCUCUCUCUCUCUCUGUUCUCUCUGUCUCUCUCUCUCUGUCUCUCUCUCUCUCCCACUCUCCCUCUCCUCUCUCCAACUCUCUCUCUCUCUGUCUCUCUCUCUCUCUCCUCUCUCUCCUCUCUCCAACUCUCUCUCCUCUCUCCCACUCUCUCUCUCCUCUCUCUCCUCUCUCCAACUCUCUCUCCUCUCUCCCACUCUCUCUCUCCUCUCUCCAACUCUCUCUCCUCUCCCCCACUCUCUCUCUCCUCUCCUCUCUCUCCUCUCUCUCCUCUCUCCCACUCUCUCUCCUAUCUCCCACUCUCUCUCUCCUCUCCUCUCUCUCCUCUCUCCCACUCUCUCCCACUCUCUCUCUCUCUCUCCCACUCUCUCUCUCCUCUCUCUCCUCUCUCCCACUCUUUCUCCUCGCUCCCACUCUCUCUCUCCUCUCUCCCACUCUCUCUCCUCUCUCCCACUCUCUCUCCUCUCUCCCACUCUCUCUCCUCCCUCCCACUCUCUCUCCUCCCUCCCACUCUCUCUCCUCUCUCUCUCCUCUCUCCCACUCUCUCUCUCUCCCACUCUCUCUCCUCUCUCCCACUCUCUCUCUCCUCUCUCUCCAACUCUCUCUCCUCUCGCCCACUCUCUCUCUCCUCUCUCCCACUCUCUCUCCUCUCUCCCACUCUCUCUCCUCUCUCCCACUCUCUCCCACUCUCUCUCCUCUCUCCCACUCUCUCUCCUCUCUCCCACUCUCUCCCACUCUCUCUCUCCUCUCCCACUCUCUCUCUUUCUCCCCUCUCCCACUCUCUCCCACUCUCUCUCCUCUCCCACUCUCUCUCUCCUCUCCCACUCUCUCUCCUCUCCCACUCUCUCUCUCCUCUCUCCCACUCUCUCUCCUCUCUCCCACUCUCUCUCCUCUCUCCCACUCUCUCUCUCCUCUAGAUGAUCUUAUUAGAGAAGCUGGGGCAGCAGUUGAGUCAUCCCACCCGGUCAGUGUAUGGUUGGCUGAUCACUAAGUUCCUGAAGUAUCACAACAAGAUGUUAGAGGAGAGUGCGGUGUCUCUGUCUGGGAUGCAGCCUGGAGAUACAGUGUUAGAGCUGGGCCACGGGCCAGGACUGGGUCUGAAGGCUGCAGCCACACUGCUGACAGAACCUACUGGGAGACUCAUAGGAGUGGACUACUCACAAUACAUGCACCAGAUGGCAGGUCAUCUUCUGAAGGAAUUGGUCUACAGUGGGAAGGUGUCUCUGUAUCUGUGUGAUGUGGCAGCCAUGCCUCUAGCAGCCAAUAUGGUAGACAAGGUGUUCCACUGUAAUUGCUACUACUUCUGGCCAGACCUGAUGAAGGGAGCUGCAGAGAUACACAGAGUCAUGAAACCAGGGGGAAGGCACCUAGGGAGUGCUUAG
Molecule: messenger RNA, 1608 nt
Organism: Salvelinus fontinalis (brook trout)
Lineage: Eukaryota; Metazoa; Chordata; Actinopteri; Salmoniformes; Salmonidae
Exons: 3
Coding region: 1144-1608 (154 amino acids)
Biological process (GO): sterol biosynthetic process
Cellular component (GO): endoplasmic reticulum
Molecular function (GO): sterol 24-C-methyltransferase activity
Source: RefSeq, a predicted model, not a curated record